This is a messenger RNA of Puma concolor (puma), 2072 nucleotides long. It is a transcript of the gene THBD, whose product is annotated as thrombomodulin. Gene Ontology annotation, cellular component: membrane. Lineage: Eukaryota; Metazoa; Chordata; Mammalia; Carnivora; Felidae. Gene Ontology annotation, molecular function: calcium ion binding; transmembrane signaling receptor activity. The record is from RefSeq and is a predicted model, not a curated record.
AUGCAGCAUCAGCCCUUCCCACUAGGCACUUCCUUCCUUUUCCCGAACGUUCAGGAGGGAGGGCCGCGCACUUAUAAACCCGGGCCCCGGCCCCCCGGCAUGUCAGAGGCUGCCUCUGCAGGGCUGCGCGCCGCGGCUGGACGCCUCUGGGCUGGGACCAACGUAAGCGGCUGUCGCCAGCAGCGCCCUGCGCCUCUCAGCCCGGAUCCGACUUGGGCCCCGUCGCGGCGGUUGCGCUCUCCCCGGCGCCUGCACAAGGAGUGCCGGGACAGCAUGCUUCGGGUCCUGCUCCUCGGUGUUCUGGCCCCCGCUGGCCUGGGGCUCUCCUCACCUCCAGGGCCGCAGCCACGCGGCAGCCAGUGCGUGGAGCACGACUGCUUCGCGCUCUUCCCCGGCCCCGCGACCUUCCCCGCCGCCAGCCAGGCCUGCGAGCAGCUGGGGGGCCACCUGAUGACCGUGCGUUCCUCAGUGGCGGCUGAUGUCAUUUCCCUGCUACUGAGCGGCGACAGCGGCGACAGCCCGCGCCUCUGGAUCGGCUUGCAGCUCCAGCACGGCUGCGACGACCCCGAGCAACUCGGGCCCUUGCGCGGCUUCCAGUGGGUUACGGGAGACAACCGCACCAGCUACAGCAGGUGGGCGCGGCUCCACGUCGACAGGGCGCCUCUCUGCGGUCCCCUGUGCGUCGCAGUCUCCGAGGCCGGGGCCCUAGCAUCCGGCGAGCCGGCCUGGGAGGAGCAGCAAUGCGACGCGGAGGCCGACGGUUUCUUCUGCGAGUUCCACUUCGCAGCCUCCUGCAGGCCCCUGCUCGUGGACUCUGGCGCGGUGGCGGCCGCCGGUGUAGCGAUCACCUAUAGCACCCCGUUCCGGGCCCUUGGCGCUGACUUCCAGGCGCUGCCGGUGGGUAGCUCCGCCGCUGUAGAGCCCUUCGGAGUGGAGCUGGAGUGCGUGGCGCCGCGGGGAGAGGCCGAGGCGCGCUGGGGCCGGGAAGCGCCUGGCGCCUGGGAAUGCAGCGUGGAGAACGGCGGCUGCGAGCACACUUGCAACGGGAGCGCCGGGACGUCGCACUGCCUCUGCCCAGCUGACGCCGCCCUGCAGGCGGACGGGCGCUCCUGCGCCGCCGCGCCUGAGGAGCAGUCCUGCUACGAACUCUGCGAGCAUUUCUGCAUUCCCAGCCCGGACGUGCCUGGUUCCUACUCGUGCAUGUGUGAGACCGGCUACCAGCUGGCUGCAGACCAGCACCGGUGCGAGGACGUGGACGACUGUAUCCAGAUGCCCAGUCCCUGCCCGCAGCUCUGUGUUAAUACGCAGGGCGCCUUCACUUGCCACUGCUACCCGGGCUACGACAUGGUGGACGGCGAAUGCGUGGAGCCCGUGGACCCGUGCUUCGGGAGUAACUGCGAGUACCAGUGCCAGUCCGUGGGCCAAAAUGACUAUCGCUGCAUCUGCGCUGAGGGCUUCGUACCUAGCCCUCAGGCCCCGCACAGGUGCCAGAUGUUCUGCAACCAGACUACAUGCCCAGCUGACUGCGACCCCAACAACCCGGAUUCCUGCCAGUGCCCUGAUGGCUACAUCCUGGACGAUGGCUACAUUUGCACGGACAUCGAUGAGUGUGAGAAUGGAGACUGCCCCGAUGCGUGCCGCAACCUCCCUGGCACGUACGAGUGCAUCUGCGGGCCUGACUCGCCCUUUGCCGGCCAGGUUGCCACUGACUGUGACCCCAAGAUAAACGGUGACAAUGACAGUGACAGUGACAGUGACAGUGGCUCUGGGGAGCCCCCGGUCAGCCCGACUCCUAGCACCACCUCCAUCCCCUCGCCGGUAGGGCCCCUGCAUUCUGGAGUGCUCAUCGGCAUCUCCAUCGCCAGCCUAUCUCUGGUUGUAGCUCUUUUGGCGCUCUUGUGCCACCUGCGCAAGAAGCAAGGCACCACGCGGGCGGAGCUGGAGUACAAGUGUGGGUCCCCAGCCAAGGAGGUGGUGCUGCAGCAAGUGCGAACCGAGCAGACGCCCCAGAAGCUCUGAGGGCCUGCCUCCCUGGACCCUGGUGUUGGCUAGGCCUUCCCUCCCUCCCCUCC